AUGUCCACACUGCUGGAGGACAUGAUGGAUGCCUUGAUCAGGAUUUUCCAUCACUACUCUGACAAAGAAGGAGACAGAUACAAGCUCAGUAAAGGAGAACUCAAGGAGCUCCUCACCAGCGAGCUCACUGACUUCCUUUCAGGCCAAAAGGACCCUGUUCUGGUGGAUAAGAUUAUGAAAGACCUGGAUUCCAAUAAAGACAACAAAGUGGAUUUUAAUGAAUUUGUCAUUCUGGUUGCUGCUUUGACUGUAGUAUGUAAUGAUUUCUUCAAAGAAUGGCUAAAGAAAGAGGGAUUUUAA
Messenger RNA from Pelecanus crispus (Dalmatian pelican), 300 nucleotides. It is a transcript of the gene S100Z, whose product is annotated as S100 calcium binding protein Z. NCBI's taxonomy places the organism in Eukaryota, Metazoa, Chordata, Aves, Pelecaniformes, Pelecanidae. Gene Ontology annotation, molecular function: calcium ion binding; calcium-dependent protein binding. The record is from RefSeq and is a predicted model, not a curated record.